Ruditapes philippinarum (Manila clam) is the source of this 1982-nucleotide messenger RNA. Its product is annotated as beta-1,3-galactosyltransferase 1-like. Gene Ontology annotation, cellular component: membrane. The transcript has a single exon. The coding region runs from base 368 to 1513 and encodes 381 amino acids. The record is from RefSeq and is a predicted model, not a curated record. Gene Ontology annotation, molecular function: hexosyltransferase activity. NCBI's taxonomy places the organism in Eukaryota, Metazoa, Mollusca, Bivalvia, Venerida, Veneridae.
AUUCAAAGAUAAACAUAUGCUGCGCUGAUAAAGACAGGUUUUAUAUUCAACGAGAUAAAGUGUCAAUAAACAUUAGUUCAUAUCAGCAAUUAUACUGGUGAUAUUUAAACAUAUAUUCAUAUACAUGUAUAUUCAAACAUGUAUGAAAAUAUGUUUUGGAUAUUAUGAAGGAUGCAUUCUAGAUUUGUAAUUUCAGUGACAAGGUUAGGACUGUCGUAAAAUUAUAGUGUUUCGUUAAAAUAAUGGGUUGAUACAUACCCAUCAGAGCAGAUAUAUUUAGCAUGUGCUACAUAAGACUGAUACUAAUGCAGUUAGAUGCAUACUUCAGAGAUUAAUCUAACGAAUUCUUAAUAAGGAUAACGCCAUCAUGAAAUUCUAUUCAAGAGUUUUAUCAAUUGUCGGUGGGACCAUCUUAUUGUACUAUAGCAUAAGUAUAGCAACUAUAUACUCACAGCAAAAAUAUUCAACAUAUUACUCAAAUGAUGAUAGUUACACAACUUCGCUCCCUGGGACAAGUCAUGGUAAAAUGCAUGCCAACACAAUUUCAAAUGAAGGGCACAUCAGACCGCCAGGGAAAACAACCAGAAGUAGUAAAAUGUUGACUGCUGAUGAAGAAGAAAGUGUACAAAAGUACGCGAAAGAGAUAUAUAAAACUACAAAAGAUAUCACACCAAUAGAUAGUAAACCUAUUAUCUUAAAUGAACAUUUGUGUCAGAAUGACAAUCCUUAUUUAAUUAUCAUGAUUCCGUCUCAACCUUCACAUGCCAAACACCGACAGGCAAUCAGAGAAACAUACGCUCAGUUAUCACGUGAUAAUAUCAAUAAGGUAAAUGGUGUAGAAAUACCAUACAUAGUGAGGACCGUGUUUCUGCUCGGAAGGGGUAAAAAUGAUUUUGUGGAUGCAAGUGUUUUACGAGAAAACAGCAAAUAUAAUGAUAUAGUUCAGUUUGAUUUCACAGACUCUUAUCAUAACUUAACUUUGAAAAUGUUGCAUGGUUUUAAAUGGGUAGGUCAAUAUUGCAAGCAUGCAACGUAUGUCCUUAAGUCGGACGAAGAUGUUUUUGUUAACGUUGCUUUAUUGAUUCAACAGUUAAAAAGACAUACAUUAACUCCAAAGGGAGUUGUCUUCGGAUACAUAUACAGUAACAGUAGAGUAUGGCGACAUGGUAAAUGGGCGAUUGAUAAGUCUGUUUAUGAAAAAGAUAGGUUGCCAAGAUAUGCAUCGGGAACUGCUUACGUGUUGUCAGUAAACAUUCUUCCUCAAGUUGUAAAAGAAGCAAAUGAAAGAGCGUAUGUUCAAGUGGAAGAUGCCUACAUUACAGGUAUAAUAGCUUCAGAAAAAUUAGGCGCCAGUCUUGUAAUGUUGGUUGGAGGUUCACAUUUAAUUGAAAAAUCUAUGGAACCCUGCAACUUUGUGGAGAAAAAGAGAGUAACUAAAACUAAUCUAAACGUAAGCCAACUAUAUAGUUUCUGGAAUGCAUUAAUAUAUUUUGAGACAGAAUGUCACAAGUAAAAACCUUGUUGUAAAAGAUUGUAGGGCUUACGUAUGGGAUAAGCAAUACGAAGUGUGAUUAAAAUGUACUUACUGUUUUUGGAGUGUUUUGCAUGCUUUGCUACAUAAACAAUUGGUAUACAAACAAGUUUCGAUCGAUAAAUAAUUACGUUUCUAACAAAUAAACAAAUCAUAUCUAACAUACAGAACAAUUUUGGAUGUCAUUUUUUUUUAUCUUGUAUUUGGAACGGUCUUCCUCAUUAUAUCAAAUUUGAUGCAUCUGCAAAUAAUUUUAAAACCUUAAACUUGAGAUGUUAUCACACACCGGUGUAAGCUCUAUUAGUGUCAAUUCCAUGCUUUGUUUAAAAUAUCAUGUACGAGUAUGUUACGUUUGUGUAUUCUAAAUUUAUAUUGUUCCUUAUUGAGGGCUUCAAGAAAGAUAUGUUGUUCAAAUGAGUUCUCUCGUUAAAUAAAGUCUUUAUUAUUAUUA